AUGCCUACCGAGCCUGAUUCACGUAAGGGAAUCACUUCUAGCAGAGCAGGUUACAGGACUCGUGGCAACUUGGAGCUUGGCAUUCAGGCAGCAGAGAAGCUUCUUCAGCUGAGACCGCAGCACGGUGGAACAUAUAUGUUAUUAUCGAAUAUGUACGCUGCAGGUCGGAAAUGGGGAGAAAUCGCAAAGGGUGAGUUAGGGUCGAAUCUAAGGAUCUGUGGGGAUUGUCAUAAUGCAAUUAAGUUCAUAACAAUGGUGAUCAAGCUGGAGAUAAUUGUGAGAGAUGGAAUGCGAUUCCACCAUUUCAGAGGUGGAGAGUGUUCUUGUGGAAAUUACUGGUGA
This is a messenger RNA of Nymphaea colorata (pocket water lily), 342 nucleotides long. RefSeq names its product pentatricopeptide repeat-containing protein At1g25360-like. NCBI's taxonomy places the organism in Eukaryota, Viridiplantae, Streptophyta, Magnoliopsida, Nymphaeales, Nymphaeaceae. The transcript is spliced from 2 exons. The record is from RefSeq and is a predicted model, not a curated record. Bases 1 to 342 code for a protein of 113 amino acids. Gene Ontology annotation, molecular function: zinc ion binding.